Molecule: messenger RNA, 1524 nt
Organism: Plenodomus lingam JN3
Lineage: Eukaryota; Fungi; Ascomycota; Dothideomycetes; Pleosporales; Leptosphaeriaceae
Source: RefSeq, a predicted model, not a curated record
AUGCUCGGCAAUCAAAAUUACAAGGACAAAAAAGUGAGAGUCAUUACUGGACGGCCAUACGAAGAUGCCGCACUCCAUAGUCCUUCCCUUGUCAGACCAUUACAGUCGAAGGGCUGCUGCCACCUUUCGACGGUGAACAUGUCACACUUCCUGAUUAGUUUGGAGACUCGAUCAUGUACUUCACCAGAUCAUGAUGCCCAAUCAGCCGAUGUUGCGUCGAUUGAUCAGACCAUAGCCAACGCUAUACUCUGGUCGAAAGACUUCAAAACUUCGCCUCAUCAUGACAAGUAUCUCAUCUUUAUGCGCCUCUGCCUGUCACUGAAACAUGCGUUCUCAGCAGUGAGCGUUCAAAUCGAUCGUUUGACAAGUGAGCAAUAUGAAGAGAACGACAUUGGCGGCGUUGUGGAUCUUAUUGAGGUCAUCCGAAUUCAGUCGUCUGGCCCAACUGAAGCAGCUCGAGCGUUGCGAAAGAAGCUCAAGUACGGCAAUGUACAUCGCCAAAUUCGCGCUCUAGUCAUCUUGGAUGCGCUAAUCCAGAAUGCCGGCUCCCGGUUUCAAAAGACGUUUGCCGAUGAACCACUCCUGGAAAGGCUGCGAAUCUUAGCUCGUGACGAUUACGGUGAUGCUGAAGUCCGUGAAAAAGCCAUGAUACUCUUCCGGCAAUGGGCUGUCGCCUAUAAGGGUACACCCGGUCUCGAAAGGAUAGCAGCGCUACACAAAGAGUUGCCUCGCACCAAGCGACCGCAACCGCAACAGUCGCGAAUCGUCAGACAACAGGACGCUGAAGCUGCACGUGAGCAUGAGGAGCACUCGCCUCCAUCUUCACCUAAACUCCGACGGGCUGAGCCACAGCACGUACCUGCAGCGACUAGCAGUAGACCUGUCGCACCGGGUACCUCUGCUCCCUUUUCCAGUUCCUCGCUUUUCAAAAGGGACAAGAAAGAAAAGAAAGGUCGCAGUACAAGAUUCAAUCUGGAGAAGGAAAAGGGGCAGCUACUAGAAACCAUCGCUUCGGCCAAUGUUGCGAGUACGAACCUUUUGAAUGGACUGCAACUCAUCAACCGCGAGCAGCAACGUGUGAGCGACAACGCCGAGGUAAUGCAACGUUUUGAGACCUGCAAGCAGCUCCGUCGCCAGAUCCUGCGCUACAUCCAUCUCGUCGAAUCUGAACAGUACAUUGGUGGGCUUUUGAACGCCAAUGACGAGCUUGUUAAAGCCCUUAUGGCGUUUGAAAUUAUGGACAAGAGCAUCGACGAUGACAGCGACAGCGACGAUGAGGAACUCAGUACCUCUCCAUCAGCCGAAUCCGCCAUGGCCGGGUUGAAGAUUGACGAGAGUGCUCCGAUGAAGCCACCGAGGCCAAGCGGUAUUCCCAUGCCCCCUGUACCUGCUGUCGUCAGGUCAGGUGCCGAUCCAGAGAGCGAUGCUGAAGAGGAGGACGACGACGACGAUCCAUUUGGCGAUCAAAACGCCGUCAGGACGCCUCGGGUAGAGAAUAGCCAGAUGACUUGGAGGGAUGUCUGA